AAACGUCAUUGACGCCACUUCCGUUUUUACCAACCGUCAUUUCCGGCUGUGAGUUGUAGUUUUCUCGCGUUUAUCAAAAUAACGUCUGAUUUUUUUCCGUGUCUCUGUUUAAAAAUGUAGCACGAAUCUCUUGAAAUUAAAAAUUUUCACUUGUAUGCCUCCUGUGAAAUAAAGCAUCACUCCCUUAUCACGAAACAAUCUUCAUAAUAAAAAACAAAACAAGUCUGAAGCUACAGAAAUGCACUCUGGGUCGGUGUCAACAUGGCAGCCUGCAUGGUGCCUGUGGAUUACUGCAGAGCUUAGCGAUUAUUUUUGAUUUAAUGAGCUUGUUAUAACUGAAAUAACCCUACAACAUGUUUCAGUUACUCUGCUGCAGAGCAAGCAUCAGAGCUCCAGUCCGGUCAUUGUCGUUACACCCGCGGUGCAAUAAAACAGCAGACCUAUGGAAACUUUCAAGGUGGUACACGUCUCUACGAUCUCCAGCAUACAGCUCCACACAGCAGCCUGGAAAUGCUGUCAGUCGUAUAUGGAGCCUCACUCAGAGAGCUGUCCGCCAGUCAACCACCCGCACAUCCAAACCCCCAGGAGUGGCCCUGAAGGUCCUUCUGGGACCAGCCGUACUCACAGUCUCCACUGCACGACUGUUCUGCCAUGUUGCUCACUGCGAGGCAGAUGUGAAUAACAACACACUGGUGGAAGUUGCAGCUAAAAGUCCUGCACCUGAGUUCAAAUGGCAUAUUCUGUGGGAAUUUGUCAAACCUCAGCUGUUUUCUCUCGUCUGUGCUGUUGUGCUUGCUUUUGGUGCAGCUAUCUUGAAUAUUCAAAUCCCCUUGAUGCUCGGGGAUCUGGUGAAUGUUGUGGCACGUUACCUGAGAGAACAGGCUGGGAAUUAUUACCAGGAGAUAAGAGGCCCUGCACUGAAAUUACUCGGACUGUAUGGUAUCCAAGGCCUGCUGACGAGUGGCUACAUCAUCCUGCUUUCAAGGGUGGGGGAGAGAGUGGCAGCAGACAUGAGGAAGACUCUUUUUGCAUCCUUACUGAGGCAAGAUGUGGCUUUCUAUGAUGCCAAUAAAACUGGACAGCUGGUGAACCGUUUGACUGCAGACAUUCAGGAGUUCAAGUCAUCUUUUAAACUAGUCAUCUCUCAGGGUCUGCGCAGUAUUACACAGACAGUUGGAUGUUUCGUCUCUCUCUAUGUCAUCUCCCCCAAACUCACGGGUUUGACGGUAGUUGUUCUCCCAUGUCUGGUGGGAGCCGGGGCACUCAUCGGCUCGUUCCUACGCAAACUAUCCCGUUUGGCUCAAGAACAGGUGGCAAAAGCAACAGGAGUGGCAGAUGAGGCACUUGGCAAUGUGCGGACAGUGAAAGCUUUUGCGAUGGAAGAGCGGGAGCUCCAGUUAUAUGCAUAUGAAGUUGACAAAUCAUGUGAAAUGAAUGAAAAUCUUGGUACUGGAAUAGCAGUUUUCCAAGGACUGUCAAACGUUGCCCUGAACUGCAUUGUCCUUGGAACUAUUUUUGCUGGAGGGACUUUAAUUUCUAGCAAUGAAAUGUCCCCUGGAGACCUCAUGUCCUUCCUGGUUGCUUCUCAGACUGUUCAGAGGUCAUUGGCCAGUAUCUCUAUCCUUUUUGGACAGAUGGUAAGAGGACUAAGCUCUGGGGCACGGGUCUUUGAAUAUCUAGCUCUGGUGCCGACUAUUCCCCUGUCUGGAGGAGGACGCAUCCCGUACCAUUCUCUGACAGGGAGAGUGGAUUUUAUGAACAUUUCAUUCAGCUAUCCAACAAGACCCGGCCAUCAGGUCUUGACCAAGUUCAACUUAACACUGCCACCUUGUAAAACUGUUGCCAUUGUUGGAGAAUCUGGAGGAGGAAAGUCCACCGUGGCGGCCUUGCUGGAGCGUUUCUACGACCCGACCAGCGGUGUAGUCAUGCUAGACGGACUUGACAUUCGAACACUGGAUCUGUCCUGGCUCAGGGGAAAAGUCAUUGGAUUUAUCAAUCAGGAGCCAGUUUUGUUCGGAUCAUCUAUCAUGGACAACAUCCGCUUUGGGAAGCCUGAGGCCACAGAUGCUGAGGUCAUUAAUGCAGCCAAGCAAGCCAACGCUCACACCUUCAUUACAGGUUUCCCAGACGGCUACAACACUGUGGUUGGUGAGCGAGGUGCGACGUUAUCAGGUGGCCAGAAACAGCGCAUUGCCAUCGCCCGCGCCUUGAUCAAGAACCCCUGCAUCCUGGUGCUGGAUGAGGCCACCAGCGCCCUUGAUGCAGAGUCGGAGCGAGUGGUGCAGGAGGCUCUGGACAGGGCCACGAGUGGUCGCACUGUGCUCAUCAUCGCCCACCGGCUGAGCACCAUUCAAGGGGCUGACCUCAUCUGUGUCAUAAGCAAUGGUCGCAUUGUGGAGGCUGGGACUCACUUGGAACUGCUGAGCAAAGGAGGACUUUACUCUGAUCUGAUCCGCAGGCAAAGAGCUGAGGGGAAAAAAAAUGAGGGGCAGAAAUGAACACACCUAAAACUGGUUUACUGUAGAUCUACAAUGAGUAAUGGAAUUUCUUUUUAAAUUAAAUAAAUAGAAAAGACUUGUCUGGACAGCUAAAUUAUGUUAAAACAUGUACUGCAAAUCUACCAGCUCUCUGCCUAGUUUUACGACAAACUCUGAAAUUUAUGUAUGUAAAUGAAUAUGCGGACCAACUGGAUAGACCUGUGAUGAUUAACAAACUACACUAUUGUACAGUAUCUUGGCAAUCUCUGGGAAUUUCAUAACACUGUUUUCUCUUAUCCUGUAUAAAAUGACCAACUAUAUUGUGGUAGAAACAGAAUUAAAGUAUGUUUAAUUAAAAUAUAA
This is a messenger RNA of Centropristis striata (black sea bass), 2840 nucleotides long. RefSeq names its product ATP-binding cassette, sub-family B (MDR/TAP), member 8 (gene abcb8). Lineage: Eukaryota; Metazoa; Chordata; Actinopteri; Perciformes; Serranidae. Gene Ontology annotation, biological process: transmembrane transport. Gene Ontology annotation, cellular component: membrane. Gene Ontology annotation, molecular function: ABC-type oligopeptide transporter activity; ATP hydrolysis activity; ATP binding. The transcript is spliced from 16 exons. Bases 354 to 2498 code for a protein of 714 amino acids. The record is from RefSeq and is a predicted model, not a curated record.